Hippoglossus stenolepis (Pacific halibut) is the source of this 2195-nucleotide messenger RNA. RefSeq names its product FKBP prolyl isomerase 10b (gene fkbp10b). Bases 198 to 1910 code for a protein of 570 amino acids. Gene Ontology annotation, molecular function: peptidyl-prolyl cis-trans isomerase activity; calcium ion binding. NCBI's taxonomy places the organism in Eukaryota, Metazoa, Chordata, Actinopteri, Pleuronectiformes, Pleuronectidae. The transcript has 10 exons. The record is from RefSeq and is a predicted model, not a curated record.
GGUUGGAAAAAGAGAAAAAAACGUCCUCACGCACACUAACCUGGAGAUUGUCCACGUUUACAGGCUCCAGACGCCGCUGCCCUGCGCCACAGACACAUCCUCACUCGUGCGUAAAGAGCGCACACAGCCGCAGCCUCCUAACUUAACUUUAUCUGAUUCGACUCUUAACUCAUCCAAGUUUUUCCCAGUGUGUGAGGAUGUUUUCCUGCUGCUGCCUCGUCGUUGUCCUGCUCUGUACGUGGUCCUCCUCGGUGGAGAGUAACCCCAGUCCCGUGUUGGGAGAUGUAGUCGUGGACAAAUCCUUCACCCCCAAAGUCUGCAGCCGGGAGGCGAAGGAAGGGGAUUUCGUGCGCUACCACUACAACGCCACGUUCGUCGACGGGAAAACGUUUGAUUCCAGCCACCAGAGAGGAGCAGCUAAGGUGGGUCUGUUAGGAGAAGGUCGACUCAUCGCUGGUAUAGAUAAAGGCCUGCAGGGCAUGUGUGUGAACGAGCGCAGGAGCAUCACCGUCCCACCUCACCUGGCCUACGGCAGCACCGGCGCAGGUGACGUGGUUCCUCCCGACACCACCCUGGUGUUUGAGAUCCAUCUGUUGGAUGUGUGGAACAAGGCCGACCUGGUCGUCACCAAAACCGUCACCACCCCCAAAGACUGCAAACGCUCUGUGAUGCGCACCGACUUCGUGCGUUACCACUUCAACGGCACCCUGCUCGACGGCAGCGUCUUUGAAUCCAGCUACAACAGGAAGCAGACCCACAACACCUUAGUGGGCGAGGGUUGGCUGGUCAAGGGCAUGGACGAGGGCCUGAUGGGCAUGUGUGUGGGAGAGAUCAGACAUAUCGUCAUCCCACCAUUUAAAGCCUACGGAGAGAAGGGAUCCGGCACAGAGAUCCCCUCCCAGGCGACGCUGGUGUUUGACGUCCUGUUGGUGGACAUUCAUAACUCGAAGGACAACAUCACUUAUGAGAACCAGGUGGUUCCUGAGUCGUGCACUCGCAAGUCCGUCAUCGGGGAUUACAUCCGCUACCACUAUAACGGCACCUUCCUGGACGGACGCACCUUUGAUACCAGCUACCAGAGGAACAGCACGUACAACACCUACAUCGGGAUGGGGUACGUGAUCGCAGGCAUGGACCAGGGCCUGGUGGGAGUCUGCGUCGGGGAGAAGAGGAGGGUCAUCAUCCCUCCACACCUGGCGUACGGAGAGCAAGGAGCUGGUAACAUCAUCCCUCCCUCGGCCGUGCUCGUCUUUGACGUCCACGUCAUCGACUUCCACAACCCCAACGACACAGUGAACAUCCAGGUCACCCACAAACCCGAAGUGUGUAACGACACCACGGCGGAGAACGACCUCGUCCGCUAUAACUACAACUGCUCGCUGAUGGACGGCACGCUGCUCUUUUCCUCACACAGCUAUGAGAACCUUCAGGACGCGGUGCUGGGCGCAGAAAAAGUGAUCGACGGGCUGGACAGCGGUCUGCGCGGCAUGUGCCUGGGGGAGAGGAGGGUUGUGACGGUGCCCCCCCACCUCGGCCACGGAGAGAAAGGAGCCACUGGUGUGCCGGGCAGCGCUGUGCUGGUCUUUGAAAUUGAGCUGGUGAGCUUCGAGAAGGGAGUCCCCCCUGGUUACCUGUUCGUGUGGCUCGCACACACUCCUGCAAACCUGUUCGAAGCUCUGGACGCCAACAAGAACGAGGAGGUUCCACAGGAAGAGUUUGGGGAGUUCAUCAAGCUGCAGGUCGCCGAGGGCAAAGGUCGUAUCAAGCCCGGUCUGACUAUGGAGCAGGUCGUUGUCGACAUGUUUGAAAACCAGGACCGAAAUAAAGACGGAGUGAUCACGGCCGACGAGCUGAAACUGAAGGUGGAGGAGGACAAGGAGCGGGAAGAUAUGAAGCACGAGGAGCUGUGAUGAUGAGGAGGAGGACAGAUCUUUUUUACAUACUCUCUCAGGGAGAUACCAACACCUUUUAAAAAAAAUUAAAAAAAAAAAAAAGAAGAACAUCAACGAGAGACUUUUCCCAAACAGGUUUUAUUGUUGGACAGUUUUUGAAAUGACAAGAACAAAGUGCAAGUGAUCUUUUUGCAGAGUUUUGUGUUGUAUGAGUGUUUUUGUUUGAGAGUUGGAUUCCAGAAAACUGAACAAGCACCUUUUUAAUUUUCCUGAAUUCACGUGAAUUAAAAUGUAAGAAAACAA